AUGGGAGCCGCCGACCAGCAGCUGCGCCGCCUCUGGGCCGUCGCCGGCGGCCUCUUCGUCUUCGGCUACGCCUUCAAGUACGUCACCUGGGUGUCCGUGCAGAGCCAGGUCGAGGAGACGAACCGGCUCACGCACGAGGACGCGAGCCGUCAACUCGCGGAGGCGCGCGAGGAGGCGCAGCGCUACGCCCUGCCGCCCAUCGACCGGACGGCCGUGAAGCCGGCCAAGGACGCGUCCAAGACGGUGAUCCUCGUGCGCCACGGCGCCGUGGACCGCGCCGGCGGCGGCGUCAAGCCCGACGGCCUCUACGGCGGCGACGUCGACGUGCCGCUGUCGGCGCGCGGCGAGGCCGAGGCGCGCGCGGCCGCCGCCUACGUCGCCGACGCCUACGGCGCCGCGACGACGGCGGUCUUCGCGUCGCCGAUGAAACGCGCGGUCUUCGGCGCGCGGCGCUGCGCGGAGGCGUGCGGCGUCGCGGCCGUCGAGGAGCGCGAGGCCUUCCGGGAGGUCAAGCGCGGCGCCUGGGUCGGCAGGACGCUCGCCGAGGUCUCGGCCGCGUUCCCCGGCGAGGACAUGCGCCGGUUCCUCGGCGACUACGACUUCCGGCCCGCGGGCGGCGCGGAGUCGGUGAACGACGUCCAGCGGCGCGCCGCGGCCUGCCUCCGCGGCGACGUGCUGCCGUCCAUCGCCGACGGCGAGUGCGCCGUCGUCGUGAGCCACCUCUUCGUCACCCGGUCGCUCCUCGCGCUCGCGAUCCCGGGCACGCCCGUCGCGGAGAUCGCCGUGCCCACGGCGUCCGUCUCCGUGCUCGAGUUCGACGGCGACACGCCCGCCGUGAAGCUCCAGGGCCUCAAGCCCGACCUCUCGCCCGAGGACGACGCGCGGCUCGCGGCGGGCGACGCGGAGACGUAA
This is a messenger RNA of Aureococcus anophagefferens, 912 nucleotides long. RefSeq lists its product as hypothetical. The transcript has 2 exons. The record is from RefSeq and is a predicted model, not a curated record. Bases 1 to 912 code for a protein of 303 amino acids. NCBI's taxonomy places the organism in Eukaryota, Pelagophyceae, Pelagomonadales, Pelagomonadaceae. Gene Ontology annotation, molecular function: intramolecular phosphotransferase activity. Gene Ontology annotation, biological process: glycolytic process.